Molecule: messenger RNA, 3689 nt
Organism: Dreissena polymorpha
Lineage: Eukaryota; Metazoa; Mollusca; Bivalvia; Myida; Dreissenidae
Product: techylectin-5B-like
Exons: 2
Coding region: 109-1269 (386 amino acids)
Source: RefSeq, a predicted model, not a curated record
ACACUUUGCCGAGUACACGUCAAGCUGUUUUACACGGACUACUUGAUGUCGAAAAUCUAGCACUAUUGAUCAUAAGCAUUGUGAGCACAGAAAAGCACUGACAACAAAAUGGUUGCGAGUUUUAAGGUUUUCACGUGGUGUGCACUAAUUAUCAUUUGCAUUUAUGGAAACAAAAGCGACAUCUUUAGUGAACGGAUUUCAAGAAUGGAACAGCGCAUGGUGGAAGACAUUCGUCUUUUAAUGGCAGAAUUAAAAGAGGAUUUAGAGUCGAUUAGAAAUAUGAGUGACUUCAUGUCUGCGGCUGUCGCAUGGAACCGUAAACCUGGUGAAGAUGUGGUGUCCAAAACAACUUUUGCGCACUCAGAAACUCCCAUCGGACAACAACUUGUGCGAUUGAAAAGGGGGUUUUCUGUUGAAAAACGUUUUAUGCGAAGUGUAGAAAGUCAGCUUAAGUGUCACACCGAUUCUGAAAUUCAAAGAAACAUGCUCCUUAGUGAAGCAGGAAACAGAACUGCGUCCUAUAUUGAAUCAUUGAUAACUACGGUCAAUGGCUUUUCAUCUGUAAAAAAGGACGUACACGAGAUCAAAACUAUCCUAGAGACUCGAAUAGGAAAUAAAGUUGAUGAAAAGGACAACGCCUUCACAGAUUGUUUAGACUUGCUCAGGCACGGGUAUACUUCUAAUGGUGUUUACUCCAUCCAUCCAACGUCUGUAUGGAGGCCACUUCAAGUCUACUGCGACCAAACAACGGCUGGAGGUGGGUGGACCGUGAUCCAAAGACGUCAAGACGGUUCAGAAAACUUCACCAGGCCCUGGAUCGAUUAUGCUUAUGGAUUCGGAUCCCUGCAAGGUGAAUUCUGGCUCGGGAAUGAGUUCAUUCACCGCCUUACUACAACCGUACCCAAUGAACUGAGAAUUGAGUUGCAGGAUUUUGAAAACGACUGUCGCGUGGCGGAGUACGGUCGCUUCGUUGUGGGACCAGAAUCAGAUCUUUAUAGAUCAUCGAUUAAAUUCUUCAGUGGGAAUGUCACAGAUUCGUUUUCUUCACACAAUGGUAUGCAGUUUUCGGCUGCUGACAGUGGCCCAUCAAAGGGAUGUGCAGUGUCCUACAAAGGCGGGUUCUGGUACGACAAGUGUCAUCUCGUGAACAUAAACGGGCUAUACCUUAAAGGAAAACACGAUUCCGAUGCUGACGGUGUUAACUGGCAUGGAUUUAGGGGACAUCAUUAUUCUCUAAAAUUCUCCGAAAUGAAAAUCCGACCUCAUUAAACAUCAGUUGUCAAGAGUUAAAAAUGACUACCAUAGACGGUGUUUUGUGCAUCUGAUAUUUCAACCAGAAAAAGUAUUGGGAUCAAUGGUUCGAAAUGUGUUUUGUCGUUAUAGCUUAAAUUUAAAAAUUGUUAAGGAAUAUAUUCUAUAUAUUUUGAUUAUUUACUUAUGGUAAGAAUGUAUAAGAUAAACCAUUAAUUUAAUAUUGAGUUUAUAUAAAUGCACACCUUCCAAAAAACUUCCAUAACUUAAUACAUCAAGCUGGAUAGUGCCGGCUAUGUUGACAUAGCGGACGUCGCAAGCUAGAUGUUGGAGCCCAAAAGAGUCCUGCCUCCUCCACCGGACGCAACAAGGAGCCCGAAAGACGGGUACUUUACACUGAUAACUGCAUCACUUCCAAGGGACUGUCUGAACCACUUAAAGCAAUGGACACUGAGUUACUUUCAGCGUGUUUCACUUCGUCCGCAACACUUGUGGCAACCGAGAUUUCAAUGCACAAAUUUUCAAGAUUGUAAACAGGGAAGAGUAGUCUAUAUUGUCAACGAUAAAUACAAGAAGGCAAUUGAAAUAUUGUCUAUAAGUUGAAGAACACUGAAUACAACAUAUAGCUGAAUAUCGUGGUUUUUAUGCAAUUUGAACGUUAUUUGUAUUCUAUCAAAAAUGUAUAUAUUGAUUGUAAGUUCUACUCCUUAAUCGCUCAGCUCGAUGUAUAAAGGUCGGGUAAAAAACUUGUAUUGCCUUCAAUAUGAUAGUUAAAUGUGUGCCAUGUGAAAAGGUCAUUUGAACUUGUUUUAAGCGAACUUAAAGUUUAUAGCUAUCAAGAUUUUUUGAGGUGAAUUGUUGGCAAUAUGUGCGUUUUUACGAUUGUGGCUCUGAUUUAAUUUAAUUUGCGGUAUUGACAACAAAGUAUAUGUUAACAAAAGUUUAUAUUUGAGUAAUAAACAUUAAUGAAAUAGAAUACACUAUUUGCAUUCAAUGUUUAUGAUGGCUAGAGUGAGAUAACUUUUGUUAAUUUUUCUUAUAUUUACAUGCAGGAUACUGUAAAAGUAGAUGUUUUACUUAUGCUUCCUUUCGUUAUGUGAUAUAUACCAAUGUCUUCUUGAGUUGAAUGAACUGUACGUGUGUUUGCAAAUUUAUAUAUUACUUACGUGUAGUGUAGUGACAUGCGGAAAGUACUAAGUUACUUUAAUGUUAUUAUUUGGGGUAAAAUCAACCCAUGCUUUGAGUAUAUUUUCCCGAGUGAAACGAUUUAUUGCUAACAGUGGUUUCUAUAUUUUAUGUUGUUGAAUUACGUUUUGAAAUUCGACUUGACAUCCGCAUACCAAUUCAGUUAAGCAUAAUAAAACAGGAUGAUUUUGUUACCGGUAUAUGUUGCGCUAAUUUAAAAAUCCAAAUGAGGUCUUUGCAUUUCGUAAAAAAGUUUCACGUCGUGGGUAAAAUCGCAACAUUUAUACGUGUGUUCAUAUUAAGCAGCAUAAAUAAUAAAAUUCAGACGUUUUGUUAACAUUAAAAAUAUUACUACUUACGAGUGUUGGCCUGAAAUUCAGAAUGUUUUGCUUACAACUGUUUGAGUAAAAUCUAAUUGUGUACUAACAUUAUUUUUAGCGUUAUUAAAUAACUUUGGUUACAUUGACAAAGCAGAUUAUCCAAUACUUUAAUUGUUAAUUGUAAUUAUGUAUUAAUAGUGCUUCAUCCGUAUUCACGUUUAUGAGUAACAUUCCAUGUAUGUAGGUGCCUGAAGCUACUUGAGCGGAGUGCAUGUUUAUAUGAGAGGUGUCCACGUCUAUAUGCUUUUAAUAUAUGAGAGGUGUCCACGUCAAAAAGCUUUUAUUUGCCUGAGAUAAAUUAACUUGAAAUCCAGAAAAGUAUGCAUUCCUGUGAAAAAGAACUAUAUAUAUGCACAUUUAUUCGAAGCUAUUUUUCCUAAUAUCUCGGAACUAUUAUUUCGACGUUAUAUAUCAUGAGUAAAUGCACUGCAGAACAUGAAUGCCGAUGUUAUACAUCAUCGAGACAUUACUUAAUUGUUAAUCGUUUACAUGGAUUUCAAUAUUAUUUUUUAUAGGUUAAUGAACUGUAUUGAGCACGUGUAUUUGGAUGUUAUAUAUUACUGGAUUGCGUGAAUUGAACAUAGGGCAUAUGUAUUUCGAUGUUCCCUUUUCCUCAUGAAAAUGUAAACAUUCUAACAAAAAUGUACAAAUGUACAAAUGUACUGAUUUGGGUGUCAAACCCACUGAGAUAAAUGAACGGUAUAUUGAACAAAUGUAUUUUGAUUUUAGUUUUUGCUGAGAUAAAUUAACUUUUGAAAGUGGAUUGCUUUGUUUAUUUUUAUUUUUGCUGAGAUAAAUGAACUGUUAAGUGUACACAUGUGUUUUGAUGUUAAUUUGUGCUUUUGUGGUGAGAUAAAUAAACUGUAUAUUGUG